CUUUCCAGAAGCUGCUGCACACAUCAAAGGCACCUUGAACGCACGCAGCUGGAGCAGCGCGCAAAGUUGCUGCGGCCGCAGCUGUAUAAUUGGAGAUAUAUUUUAUGGCACAUGACAUUUGCUUAUGAAAAUUGUCGCAGCAAGGUUCCCCACGGUUGAAAUAGCUUCCCAGCCCAAAGGCAUCCAGAUACUGAGUUUUGUCAUUUAGUACUGGAUUUGAGAAAGCCAGUUCAACCUGUUGUAUGCGAUCCUGAUCCUGCAAACAUUUAAGCUGAAACAUUCCCAAUGAAGGUCCUGGAUUCCAAGGAGAUUUAAAAAGGGAGAGUUUUGAGAUCAACCAUGGAUCAUAAAACUGAGGAGAAACGAAAGCAGCACCAUAGCUUGACUUUGUUGGAACAAGUAAAGAGAAUGAAGGAAUCAACAGAGAUAGUUGAUGUUGUGCUAGUUGCAGAAGGUGAGAAAUUCCCCUGCCAUAAGGUGGUGCUGGCUGCCUUCAGUCCUUAUUUCAAAGCCAUGUUUACCUGUGGCUUGGCUGAGUGCACCCAAAGAGAAGUGGUGCUGUAUGACAUCUCGGCAGAGAGCGUGUCCGUAAUACUCCACUACAUGUACAGCGCGGAUUUGCACCUCACUAACCAGAACGUGCAGACUGUUGCCCUGGCUGCGUAUUUCAUGCAGAUGGAAGAGGUUUGCAGUGUGUGUCAGAAGUACAUGACGGACCAUAUGGAUGCUUCCAACUGUGUGGGCAUUUACUACUUUGCAAAUCACAUUGGGGCGGAAGAUUUAUGUGAUCAAGCGAAGAAAUACCUGUAUCAGCACUUUGCUGAGGUGAGCUUACAGGAAGAAAUAUUAGAGAUUGAAGUCCAGCAGCUGUUGUCUCUCAUAAAAUCAGAUGACCUGAAUGUUUCCAGGGAGGAGAGCAUUCUGGACCUUGUCAUUAGAUGGGUAAACCACAGCAGAAAGUCAAGGGUAGAGUACCUUAUUGAGCUCCUGAAGCAAGUGAGACUGGUGCUUGUCAGCCCAUCCUUUCUUAUGGAAGCCCGCAAAAGGAACACCAUGAUCCUGUGCAAUUCAGAAUGCAAUGAUAUGUUCGAGGAAGCGUUGAAAACCAUCAAGCUAGUCAGCCACCCUUCUCUCAGCCUGCGAUAUGGCAUGGAGACGACUGAUCUCUUACUCUGCAUCGGCAACAAUUCCCUUGGCAUUAGGUCAAGGCAUGGGAGCUAUGCAGAUGCCAGUUUUUGUUAUGCUCCUGCAACAAAAAAGACUUACUUCAUUUCCUCUCCAAAGUACGGAGAGGGGUUAGGAAGUGUUUGCACUGGUGUUGUCACUGAGAAUAAUGAUAUCAUUGUGGCAGGAGAGGCCAGCGCUGCCAAAAUGUCUAGACAAAAAAACAGGAACAUCGAAAUUUAUAGAUACCACCAGCGAGGAAACCAGUUUUGGCACAGCCUGUGCACCGCUCAGCUCCGUGAACUCUAUGCAUUGGGUACUGUCCAUAAUGAUCUCUAUGUAAUCGGAGGGCAAAUGAAAAUGAAAAAUCAAUACCAGGUCACCAACUGUGUGGAGAAGUAUUCCAUGGAGCAAGGUACCUGGAGAAGCACAGCACCUCUGCCAGUACCACUAGCCUGCCAUGUGGUGGUGACAAUGAAGAAUAAGCUGUACGUGCUGGGUGGCUGGACACCACAGAUGGAUCUGCCUGACGAUGAGCCGGAUCGAUUAAGUAACAGAAUGUUUCAGUACGACCCAGGCCAAGACAAAUGGACAGAGCGUGCACCAAUGAAGUACUCCAAAUACCGCUUCAGCGCUGCCGUGGUCAACAGUGAGAUUUAUGUCCUGGGAGGAAUUGGAUGCCUUGGUCGUGACAGGGGGCAGACACGGAACUGUCUUGAUGCAGUGGAGAUUUAUAACCCUGAUGGAGACUUCUGGAGGGAUGGACCUCCUAUGCCUUCUCCCCUCCUCUCCUUACGAACAAACUCUACCUGUGCAGGCUCAGUGGAAGGGAAGCUGUACCUCUGUGGAGGAUUUCAUGGAGCAGCUCGUCAUGAAGUCAUCACCAAGGAGAUCCUCGAGCUCGACACGUGGGAGAACCAGUGGAACGUGGUGGCCAUCAAUGUCCUUAUGCAUGACAGCUAUGAUGUCUGCCUUGUUGCGAGGCUGAACCCACGGGAUCUUAUCCCUCCUCCCCCUGAUUUAGUGGACCAAUAGAAGCUCAGUGACUCUCUGCUUCCAGAUUCUGCAGAAAUGGAAGAAUUUGUAGAAAUAAAUUCUGUGUUGGCUCUGGAUGACAGCUGAGCACCAUGGAGAGAAGCCUGCAACACAUGCUUAAGGACAGAGAUGCCUUUGAACUGAGCUUCUUGGACAAUGCUUAAUUUGCUAGUACUGGUACUUUUUUGAUUGAAAGCUGAGGUUGCCAUCCUCUGUGUGUCGCUCAGGCACACUGUCUCUUGGUCUUCCAUUUGGAUGUGCAAGCUCCAGUGUUUGGUGCAGCCUGGGCUUCUGGGACCUCUGCCUCGCAGGCAAGGAGGCAGCCCAGGGCUCACGUCACAGCAGAGCACCCCAUAGGAAGGAAAGCUCUAGCCAGGGAAAACCCUCUUUUGUUGUUCAGCCCACUGAGUUCUUCUAAGCUACCGAGGGGAUUAAGAAAUAUCUGAAGUCAGCUGGUGAAAACCAGUCCAGCUGUACCACAGUGACAGGCUAUUUGGCUGAUGUAGGAGUGGAGGGAAGACAGGGAAGGGCAUUUGUUUAUUUAAACAAAAAAGCAUUAGUCAAGGUUUGUUAACCAAGUACAUCAGCUACUGCAAACAUUAUCUAACCCACAGCCAGGACAGUCAAGUAAUCCUUUCUUUGUCAGCAGAGCUGAGCCUGUGCUGGCGGAAAACUGGUCUUCUGGCAACAAGUCACAACUGAGUCUUCCAAAAGAGAUGGCUAUCUUCUGUACCAAAGAGAAGAAGAAUCCUAAAUUUUUGCAUAGAUUCUACCUGUCAUGAGGCAGGACCACCUGGUCUUGUGUGACCAGAACCUUAAAGCUACAAAACCCUAGCUUUAGCAAAUGCUAAAAGAGUGAAUGAUAAAAUUACACAAGAAUGAUCACUGUCAGCAAGAAGUUGCUUUUAAGGUUGUAAAAGCAGUGACAAAACUGGAUGGAAAUAAUUGGCAAAGAAAUGAAGGAAUCCAUCAGGUAGUUCAUCUGUAGUUACUAGCCUGUUUUGCAAUUCAGAGCACCUCCAUUUUCUUUUUCAAUCACUUAUUAGGCUGGAAAAAAAAAAAAUUUUGGUGGUGGCUUUUUGGGUUUUGUUUUGUUUCGUGUUUUGCUUGUAAUGCAUAUGGCAGAGAGGGAUGGAGAGGACAGCCCCAAAGCCCUUCCUCAGUUCUGACUUUUCUGAUUCCUGACUUGCUCUCUAGAAUAUCCAGUGGGAAUAUUAAACUGCUGUAUAAAAACAAUUAGCAGGAAGGUCACUGAAGUUUACUUGAUAACUGUAGUCCCUUGCUGAGGAUCCCUCACACAAUAAGGGAGGUGGGGGGGGGGGGACUAAGGAAAACAUGCAGAAAAGGAGUAAUCUGUGAGCUGAAAAACUGAUCUCUUCUCUCCCUAUUUCACAGGCAAAAUGAGUGUCACAGCCUAAAUGCAUACUCUUGUGUUCAUAUCAGUUCUGUAUUGUCCAGGGAUUUGGUUUUUUUUCUUCCUUUGAUAUGUGGGUUGUCAUCUGUCUAGUGGAGAGUUGUGAAAGCAAGAACUCAGUGGUGCUCAUCAGUGACCAUUUCUUAAUCUUAACCUCUCUGGUCACAAAACAGUAUUGUAGGUGUAAGACUAAAGAAGUUACAAAUUUCUGCUUUAAUACGUUUUUAAACAAAACCAGUAGAUUGUUUUCCAAUUAACUGUGCAACAUCAGAAACUUUUUUUAACUUUAGCUGUUACUGUGAACUAAAGGUAAUCCUGUAAUUUCUCUGCAGAGCUCUCAAAUCAGCAGGAAGCAAUGCUCUUGAGAGGCUGCUCUCAGCCAAACCGCUGUUUCCUUCUGAUUACUUCAAAUUCUGCAAUGUAUCUACUGAUUUUUCUAUCACCGUUUUUGUUUUAAGGGAGAAUGCUUUAAGGGGUGGGUGUUUUUUUGUCUUUGGUCUCUGCUCUGUGUCUAUGCCUGAUGAUUCAAAUCCUCCGUUGUGUAAAGCCUGAGUUAAUCUGCUGGAUUUCACACUCUUGGUGGUUCAAGUGGGGAAGGAGGCUUUUGCAGACUUUCAUUUGACAUAUUUGAAUGUGUAUGUGGAACACAGCUGAGACUCCUCUGUUAAACUGUUAUUCCAGUAGCGAGCUCGCUGUUUCCCUCAUGCUUCGUAUGCUUUCUUUUUAGGGACAAUUAGUGAGCAGAGUGAAAAGCGUAUUCCUUGAGGUCGUCUCUCUUGAUCACCAAGGAAAGUAAUUGCAUAUGUUUAUAUGUGGGCAUUGCAAUCAGAUAUCUUGAGCCAUAGUGGACAAUUAAGAGAUUUUUCUUCACGUGCCACUGGAAAGCUAUCUGCUCUCGCUUUCAUGGAGCAUUGCUUUUCUUCUGCCCAUGUGGUCUGGCUCUUAGCAGGGACUCUGGUGUGUCCCUCUGUUUCUGUCCAUGUCCAGUAGACAGCAGGGCAUUGUUUUCUUCUGGAUUAAACAUCUAGAACAGGGGGCAAAGGCAAACUAAUUUAGGUUCCAACUUUAAAAUUUUGUGGGGGCCCCAUUUAGUUCAUCGUUUGUCCCUGGGGUGACUACAGUUUCUAAGCUAAUACUUGGAAAUGAAAGCUUGAGGAAAGGAAGGAAGAAGUAGAAAGCAUGCUUAUUGAGAGGUACAGAUCUGAGCCAAAAUCCUUCCAAGAGUAUGUGAAUGUGUCAGCAUGUCUGAUAUGUUCAUGGGUAAUCUCACAUAGCUGGGAAAGUCCUUAAGAGCUUUAAUUUCUUCUAUUACAAAUCCUGAUGCAAGUAAAUUACAGAAUAUGCAUUCUCCAAGCUUGUGAGCUUUACUGAAAUAAUAGUUUACUUCAGCCACUUUCUGGCUGAGCCAUAGUUAGCUGAGUGUUUAAUCAAGGCUGCCUUGACAUCGUCCAUAAUUCUAAAAUGUGAACAAAGCAGCGCUGACAAGCUAUGGACUAUUUAAAUGAAUGGGGGGAUUAUUAAGCAAAGGCAUGCACUUCAGUUUCACUUGAAACACUGAAGUACAUCACUAGUUGCCAAAUAUGAAGAAAAAUGUUGGAGAGGUAACUGGUCAUGUGGCCCACAGGGAAUAAAAAAAUGAAAUGCUCUGAAAAGCUAAUUGAGGCUCUCCGUUUUUAUCCCCAGUUAGUGUUUUAUUUUGAAAUUGUCCAUGCAUAACUGAUUUCACAAUGAUCCCUGUGGAUGUCUAAUCUGUUUUCAUCCAUGUGGUCAUAGGAACUGCUCACAUGUAUAAACCAUCAGGCACUUGACUACCCAUUCUACUCUACUACGGUGGCUUGUGGCUCAGUCCCUGCCCAUACCUGGCAAACACACACGCGAUUUCCAUGUGUGCAAUACUGAAAUGCAUGGGGCAGGUGCUGGAUUGUGUUCCAGCUGAAUUCUGCCAUUUGGGAUGCUUUGACUUGCCAGCAGGAAAUCUCCUUGGUGCAUAUAAAGCUGUCGGACAGCUUCCCCCACCAGCACUCCCAGGUAUGUUCCAGGCAAGAGGCUGAGGUAGCAUCAAAACUGAGAUACCAGCGACAAAGCUUAGAGCUGUUCCCAGAAUGUUACAAUGCACAGAGGAGUCUAGUGGAGCAGAAGGGAGUCUAGUGGAGCAGAAUGAUGCUCACAUCUCUUCCUAGAGGAAGUUUAAUAUGUAAAAGGAUCGCAUCCUAGAUGUUAAUCUUAGUUUUCCUCUACUCCAAGGGUGUAUUGAUAUCCUUGAUCACCUGAAAAGCAACAAAAACAAAUGCUAGUGUAUAUGUAUAUAAUUUUAAAAUAUAUUUAUGAAGAUCUGUAUUGUUUUUUCUGCUGAUCUGGAAAAUGACAUUAAUUUAAUAUGGAUUUACCUAGUGAAUGCUAUCUUCGCUACAGGGAUGGUCUUUCUCAUAGGCUGUUCUCCUAAUGGAUUAUGUAGUACCUCUGAAAAUUUGUUUCAUGAAUCUUAAUGCUUUGAAUCACCAGGUCAGAAUUUCAGCUGCUCUAUUGCACAUUUCUGUGACUCUUCCUACAGCUUUUCAAGUGGACUCUAGCUGUAGCUUCAAAGCAAUGCUAUUUCACCCCCAGUUGUGCUCAGCUGGAACUAGUACAUUUGCAAUUUACAAUCAUUUGACAUGUUGAGGUUGAAAGCAAAGGAAAUAUUGGAAAACGGAGAAAAUAUACACAGGGCCUACACAGAGUACACUUUCCUUCUUUUUCCCUGUGUUCAGUGCCAGGCUUGGGUGUCUAAUGGAAUGAUUUAAUAACAACCCAUGAUUGCAGCCAUGGCAAAGGCCAUGCUGCGACUACGCUUGUGCUGCUGGAGCAGAGAACCAGCACGGAGCAGAGAUGUGGCUCCUGGCAGACUUGCCUGCCUCGCUAGGAGAAAUUACCUUCAAACAAAAAUGCAUUUAAGUGUUCCAGGAUGUAUGGUUGUAUGUGUUUUAUAUACAUAUGUAUAACAUUAUUUUUAGAAGUUCUUUACUGACAGCAGCAGGAUCCAUUUUUAAUACAUACCUGGCAACUCUGUCUUCUGCAUAUCUCAUCAAAGUAUUUCAAAUAAAGUGUUGU
This is a messenger RNA of Cygnus olor (mute swan), 6700 nucleotides long. RefSeq names its product kelch repeat and BTB domain containing 12 (gene KBTBD12). The transcript has 8 exons. The coding region runs from base 340 to 2199 and encodes 619 amino acids. Gene Ontology annotation, molecular function: protein binding. NCBI's taxonomy places the organism in Eukaryota, Metazoa, Chordata, Aves, Anseriformes, Anatidae. The record is from RefSeq and is a predicted model, not a curated record.